CACAUGGACAGUUCUGUUUCUGUCUGCCAACUCGGCUAACAAACACACGAUGAACUAUCCUAUCGGUGAAAUUAUCGGUGAAGUUUAAACUGCAACCCAAACAGACUUAUUGUGUUACUGCAAAUCACUGUUUGCAAAUCUUAUGUGUAAAAUACAAAUUGUAUCGCAUGUCAAUGCGUAAAUAUUCGUCAUAGCAAUCAAAAAUGAAGAAAUACGUCGCGAUAUGGGGAGGGAUGUUUUUCAUCGUCGCUAGUGUGUCGCUGUAUCUGAUGAUGGAGGCAGUGUCCACUAAUACUAGUUCAAGAUCACCGGAUAUUUUACAAUCUCAAGAAGUUGAUUCCAAAAUCCAGCGAAUCCAGACACAGAUUCAACGUAAUCAGAAUACAAUAAAAGAAAUCAAGGACCUAGUCGGACAGCUCUCUAAAGGUGGCGACAAAGACACCCUAGAAAAACUACAGAAAGUUCUAUCUGAGGCAGACGUGGACGUGAAAGCUGUGGACUUACCAAAACCAGUGAAUGCAGACAAAGGUUGGCUGCAUGGUUUGAUUGGUGACGGCUCUAAGAAAGAAACCGUUUAUCAGGCACUGCGAGGGGAGGUAACUGUGGCUGGAGAGAUGUGCAGUCUGGCAGACGAACCUAAUGUGGACUCGGAUGUAAAGACGUUACGGCUGAUGGAUCUGUUGCCAUUUGAUAAUCCCGACGGCGGUGUUUGGAAACAAGGCUGGCCCAUCACCUACCCAACGAACAAAUGGGGCGGAGAAAAGAAGUUAUAUGUGUUUGUGGUUCCUCACUCUCACAAUGAUCCAGGCUGGGUAAAGACAUUUGAUGAUUACUACCAGGGCCAAGUAAGACAGCUUCUCGAUAACAUGAUUAACAAACUAGAAGAGGAUCCACGCAGGAAGUUUAUCGAGACAGAGAUCUCCUUCUUUUCCACCUGGUGGCGCGACAUAAGCCAGGAUACACGAAAACGGGUCAAAAGGCUGGUAGACAAGGGUCAGCUGGAGAUAACAACGGGAGGCUGGGUGAUGACUGACGAAGCUAACACCCACUAUGCUGCCAUCGUGGAUCAGCUGAUCGAGGGCAACCAAUGGGUACACAAUAUACUAGGUGUGGAACCUAAGUCUGGCUGGGCCAUUGACCCCUUCGGCCACUCCCCGACCAUGGCCUACAUCCUCAAGCGGGCAGGACUCAACAACAUGUUGAUACAGCGCGUCCACUAUGCGGUCAAGAAACAACUCGCUAAAGACAAACAACUGGAGUUUAUGUGGAGGCAACACUGGGAUCAAGAGGGCAGCACGGACAUGAUGUGUCACCUGAUGCCGUUCUACUCGUACGACGUGCCUCACACGUGUGGGCCCGACCCUAAGAUAUGUUGUCAGUUUGACUUUGCUAGAAUGUCACCAAGCCGAUACAACUGUCCUUGGAAAAUAGCUCCCACAGCCAUCACCAGCAGCAACGUAGCCGAGAGGGCCAAGACAUUGGUGGACCAGUACCGUAAAAAGUCUGAGCUGUACCGCUCCGACGUCGUUCUGAUCCCACUAGGGGACGACUUCCGAUACGACAAAGAAGACGAAUGUGAACGCCAAUUCACCAACUAUCAAAAGCUGUUUGAUCAUAUGAACUCUUCGCCAGAGCUUGGAGUACAGGCCCAGUUUGGUACUCUGUCUGAUUACUUUAACAAGAUCUAUGAGUUGGGGAAGGUGGAGCGGGGUUCUCGCCCGCCGGACUUCCCUGUCUUGGCCGGAGACUUCUUCACUUACUCGGACCGUGACGACCAUUACUGGAGCGGUUACUACACAUCGCGACCGUUCUACAAAAGCCUAGACAGGAUCAUGGAGUACCAUGUAAGAGCUGCAGAAGUUGCCUUUACAUUGGCGCUUAGUUACAGUCGCGAGGCAGGUGUAACAAACUUCCCUCAGCAGAAGUUGAUGGAGAAAUUGGUUGGUGCUCGGAGAAAUCUUGGACUCUAUCAGCAUCACGACGGCAUCACGGGCACUGCUAAUGACUUUGUUGUUAUAGACUAUGGGGAAAGGGAAGUCUCAGACUCUAUCAGCAUUACUGGCACUGCUAAGGACUUUGUUGUAAUAGACUAUGGGACUAUGGGGAAAGACUAUGGAGAACGGGAAGUCUCAGACUCUAUCAGCAUUACUGGCACUGCUAAGGACUUUGUUGUAACAGACUAUGGAGAACGGGAAGUCUCAGACUCUAUCAGCAUUACUGGCACUGCUAAGGACUUUGUUGUAAUAAACUAUGGGGAAAGCAUUACUGGCACUGCUAAGGACUUUGUUGUAACAGACUAUGGAGAACGGGAAGUCUCAGACUCUAUCAGCAUUACUGGCACUGCUAAGGACUUUGUUGUAACAGACUAUGGAGAACGGGAAGUCUCAGACUCUAUCAGCAUUACUGGCACUGCUAAGGACUUUGUUGUAAUAGACUAUGGGGUAAGACUAUGGGGAAAGGUAAGUCUCGGACUCUAUCAGCAUCAUGACGGCAUCACAGGCACUGCUAAGGACAUUGUUGUAAUAGACUAUGGGGAAAGCAUCACUGGCACUGCUAAGGCCUUUGUUGUUAUAGACUAUGGGGAAAGGUACGUCUCAGACUCUAUCAGCAUCACUGGCACUGCUAAGGCCUUUGUUGUUAUAGACUAUGGGGAAAGACUAUGGGGAAAGACUAUGGGGAAAGGUAAGCCUCAGACUCUAUCAGCAUCACACUUUGUUGUAAUAGACUAUGGGGAACGACUAUGGGGAAAGGUAAGUCUCGGACUCUAUCAACAUCUCGACGGCAUCACUGGCACUGCUAAGGACUUUUUUGUUAUAGACUAUGGGGAAAGACUAUGGGGAACGGUAAGUCUCGGACUCUAUCAGCAUCAUGACGGCAUCACGGGCACUGCUAAGGACUUUGUUGUUAUAGACUAUGGGAAAGACUAUGGGGAACGACUAUGGGGAAAGACUAUGGGGAAAGGUAAUGAACAUCAACAGAUACAGUUAAUAAAGAUCACCCUCACAACAUUACUAUGGGGAAAGGUAAGUCUCAGACUCUAUCAGCAUCACGACGGCAUCUCGGGAAUUGCUAAGGACUUUGUUGUUAUAGACUAUGGGGAAAGGAUGUUGAAGGGUGUGAUGGAUUGUAAAACCAUCAUUGUGGAGGCAGCAAGUUUUCUGAUGCUGGAGAAUAAGAAAGAUUACAAGUACCCCAAGGAACCUCUGUUUAGCCUGGAUGAAGACAGAAAGUCUCACGACUCUCUACCUGAGAGGACUGUGCUGGAUGUUACAGAGGUGACCAGCUCAGUUCUCUUCUACAACUCGCUUGGUCAUGAGAGGGAGCAAGUGGUGGCAGUGUAUGUUACCUCCCCUUUCAUAGAGGUCCAGACACCAGGUGGCACCACUGUGCAGGCACAAGUAGACCCUAUAUGGGAGUCACCAACUAUCAUGGUUUCAAAGAAAUUCAAGGUGUGGUUUGUGGUUCGGGUGCCAGCCCUAGGGAUUGCCCGAUACACACUGAGGAAGGUUCAGCCUGAGGCCAUUAAGAUGACCUCCCAUGCCUCCAUUGGGGUGAUGAAUGUCGUCAUCACCGACCCCAAGGAAACAUUCCCUUUCACGAUGACAAUGGAAAAGCCAGAAGAUAUUAUGCUGGAAAAUUCUAAUUUGAAAGCUCACAUUAGUGGAAAAACUGGAUUUCUACAGAGUGUGACGACCAAGUCUGACGACAAGACUCACGAGGCUGAAGUGGCUUUCCUGAAGUACGGCACGCGUGGAUCUAAGGAGAAGAGUGGGGCGUACCUGUUUAUGCCCGACGGUCAUGGGAAGCCACUGAACGGCGUGAUCCCGGUAAUGAGAGUGAUGCGAGGAUCUGUUGUGUCUGAGGUAACCGUCUAUACCCGCCAUGUUCAGCACACACUACGAGUAUACAACUCACCAGGUACUGACGGAAUGGUGAUUGACAUGUCAAACCUUGUUGACAUCAGAAAGGAGAUGAACUUUGAACUGGCAGUGUCUAUAGCUACAGAUGUUGAUAACACAGACCGGGAGUUCUACACUGACCUCAAUGGUUUCCAGAUGUUGAAACACAAGACCUAUGACAAGUUACCCCUCCAGGCCAAUGUGUACCCGAUGCCCGCCAUGGCUUACAUUGAGGAUGAUAGGACUCGCUUCAGUGUCCUAUCAGCCCAGAGCCUGGGUGUCGCCUGUCAUUUCAAAGGUGACAUUGUGGUGAUGUUGGAUCGUCGCCUCAACCAAGAUGACAACCGAGGCCUCGGACAGGGUGUGAGAGACAACAAACUCACCCCCAACAGAUUCUACUUAUUGUUUGAGAACCGCAAAUCUCCAAAGCCCAAGGAUAAGAUGAUCGGUUACCCGUCUCUCCAAGCACAUGUUUCCUACCUCCACCUCACACAUCCAAUUUUCAUCUCUCCGGAAAACCCGGAUGCAAUGACUCAUCGCUACCUGCCGUCCUUCAGCCCGCUGGCCGAGCCCCUGCCUUGCGAGGUUCACCUCCUGAACUUACGUACCCUGCAGAACAGGGACGAUGAUCCAACUGUGAGGUUCAAACCCAGGAAUGAGGCUGGUCUUCUACUACACAGCCUCGGACAUGACUGCAAAUUUCCCAACAAAGGACUACUGUGUCACUCAAAUGGGGGAAAGGUUGUGCUGGGAAAGCUCUUCAAGCAGAUUACUUUAGACAAGGUCACAGAGACGACAUUGACCUUGAUCAGAGAGAAAGAAGAAAUAGACAAAGCUGCAUCUAUAGAACUGAAGCCUAUGGAAAUUUAUACUUACAAACUAACCAUACACUGACACAUACUUACAAACUAACCAUACACUGACACAUGUAACACAUAGUCUAUUACAGCCAACCCUUAAGAUACAGUCAACUUGAACUUUGUUAGCUUUCUAGAUGUUAAAGAAAAUUUCGAUAUACAUUAAUUGGUUACUGUGAGUAUGAAAUGAGGUCCAAUACAAUAGAUUUGAUACCAGCUGAUCAUACUGUAAGACGGGAAAAUUUUCGUACCAAUUUUGUUUUUGUAACGAUUGAAAAGGUAGUUCGGUGUUCUGACACCCAGUGAUAUCCUCACUGUUAUUUCACCCUUGAACAAAUAGGGAAAAUAGAUCACAUAACCAAAGUAAUUUGUAAAACAGUGGGAGAGUGACUUCACCAAUGUCUGGGUGAAAGUGUUAGAAUUUAAUGGUAUAGUAAGGGUUAAUUUGGGGGGUAAGUCUUUAACAUAAAUUUGUAUCCAUUGCUUCAUUGCGAUGUCAUCUUGUGAUGAUUAAGAAGGGUGCCAUGUAGAUUCUAUUCAAUCAUGAUUUUAAUGUUUUGCUUCCACACUUCAUUGAUACAUUGCCAACUUUGGAUUUAUAUUUAUCUUUCCCCACCUUGGAGGUAAGACAGAAAAAUCCCAACUUAAGGGGUAAGAUUCCUAAAUGUCUAGCCCGAGGAUUUGCUGAGAGCCAGACAUUUAAGAAUCUUACCCCGAGGGUUGAGAUUUUUGGGUUUCUUGAUUUUCUGCUACUAUCAGAUCUGUAGAAAUGUUACAAAAUGUAAGUAAUAUGGUGACCUUGACCUUGGGAGUACUGUUUAGAGGUCUGUGUAACUGUUGUCAGUGAUAAACGUAUGACAGAUCUAGACUGAUAUUGAAGUCACCACAUGUGAAUUGACUCUAUAUAUGCUUUUUUGUUGUGUCGUUAUUUUUUUUGAGGUGUAGACUUGCUCAAGUAUUGAUUGCAGCCUGUGUAUUACAGAUUGCCUGAACAUAAAUUUUCAAAAAAUUACUUUUCAACUUGAUAUCUACAAAUAUCUUUGUUUUUCUGUUUCAAAUGAAUAUUUUGAAUUUCUACACAUAAAAUUUAAGGAAUGAAUUUGAUUUGUUUGGAAAAACUACAAGAUGAAAAUUUUGCUUAAACCUUUCAACCCAAGUAAAUUUGGUAGACUUUACCUUAUCUGGAUGACUCUUUUAUGGUCUAAAGUGAUAAGUAGUUAAGUUUUUGUUAAACUAAACAGGCUUUGAACAAUCUUGACUGAGUUUUAUCAGUAGGAUUACUUAGAACUAUGACCCCAGUCUGGCUCCUUGUUGUUCUUUAGGUUCAAAUUGGUGCCAUGACCAGGAUCGCAACAUGUAAAUACUUAAUACAUAAGAGGCAAUGGGUUUAUUACUUAUCCACUCAUCUGUGAUCAUUAUUGAUUUGUUUGCGCCUUAUUCAGGAAUGUUGAGAUGCAUAGCUAUUCUAAUAUUAUUCGUAUUAGGCAAAUGGAGAAAGAACUAAGACCCAUUUACCUGGCAACCAUGUCAUUUACCUGGUAUCCACGUCAUUUACCUGGUAACCAUGUAAUUUACCUGGUAACCUUGUCAUUUACCUGGUAACUGUAUCAUUUACCUGGUAACAACAUAGUUUACCUGGUAACAACAUAAUUUACCUGGUAACCACUUCAUUUACCUGGUAACCGCAUUAUUUACCUGGUAACCAUGUCAUUUACCUGGUAACCACAUCAUUUACCUGGUAACCACGUCAUUCAUCUGGUAACAACGUCAUUUACCUGGUAACCGUGUCAUUAACUUGGUAACCACGUUAAUUACCUGGUAACCAUGUAAUUUACCUGGUAACAACGUCAUUUACCUGGUAACCACAUCAUUUACCUGGUAACCAUGUCAUUUACCUGGUAACCGUGUCAGUUACCUGGUAACCACGUCAUUUACCUGGUAACCACGUCAUUCAUCUGGUAACAACGUCAUUUACCUGGUAACCGUGUCAUUUACCUGGUAACCACGUCAUUUACCUGGUAACCAUGUCAUUAACCUGGUAACCGUGUCAUUUACCUGGUAACCACAUCAUUUACCUGGUAACCAUGUCAUUUACCUGGUAACCGCAUCAUUUACCUGGUAACCAUGUCAUUUACCUGGUAACCACAUCAUUUACCUGGUAACCGUGUCAUUAACCUGGUAACCACGUCAUUUACCUGGUAACCGUGUCAUUAACCUGGUAACCACGUCAUUUACCUGGUAACCAUGUCAUUUACCUGGUAACAACGUCAUUUACCUGGUAACCACAUCAUUUACCUGGUAACCAUGUCAUUUACCUGGUAACCGCAUCAUUAAUUAUUAAGGAUGGGAAUCUAGAAAAUGCUCUUCAGAAAAAUGGCAACAUGCCAGGUACGUGUUCUUUAUCAAGGAUUGGAACAUGUACCUAAAAAUGUUCUGUAUAUCGGAACAUGUACCUAAAAAUGUUCUGUAUAUCGGAACAUGUACCUAAAAAUGUUCUCUAUAUCGAAACAUGUACCUAAAAAUGUUCUCUAUAUCGGAACAUGUACCUAAAAAUGUUCUCUAUAUCGGAACACGUACCUACAAAUGUUCUCUAUAUCGGAACAUGUACCUACAAAUGUUCUCUAUAUCGGAACAUGUACCUAAAAAGUUCUCUAUAUCGGAACACGUACCUACAAAUGUUCUCUAUAUCGGAACAUGUACCUACAAAUGUUCUCUAUAUCGGAACAUGUACCUAAAAAUGUUCUCUAUAUCGGAACACAACUUACAACAUGAGAACAUCAGAGUAACAGCUUACUGUCAGACAUAGCUGUUAACAUUCCAUAAAUGUAUCAACUACUGUAUUAGAUUUCUUUAUUUUAUAUAUAUUUUUCAUUAAGUUGAAAACCAAUAAAGUGUCUUCUUUGCAAUGAAAUGGGGUUGAAUAUUUCAAUGUUUAUGUGAUACAUUAUGUUGUAAAUAUGGAGUUUGGAAGUACAAUCAAGGAGGUUGAAUACAUGUAUAAUUUGUGACUCUGUUAAUUAAUAGAUUGUGGUGACCUGUUUUGUAAUUAAUAGAUUGUGAUGACCUGUAAUAUGGCGAAAUAUUUUUUCCUUAAUGAGAAUUGAUUUUCAAAUGUAUUUAAGGAAUAACCAGGAUUAUUUUGAGGGUUAUACAAAAUGUACCGGUAACGGCAAAACUGUGUGUGCUUUGCAUAGAUCUGCAAAGCGGUAUAUGCAUAAAAGUGCAGAGUUUCUUUCAGUAUUUACUGUUGAACCCAAAAUAUAAUUAUGGUUAUGGUCACAGAUGAAUAUUUAUUAAUUUCUGAUAUUAAUAAA
Molecule: messenger RNA, 8070 nt
Organism: Mizuhopecten yessoensis (Yesso scallop)
Lineage: Eukaryota; Metazoa; Mollusca; Bivalvia; Pectinida; Pectinidae
Product: alpha-mannosidase 2x-like
Exons: 34
Coding region: 204-4793 (1529 amino acids)
Biological process (GO): N-glycan processing; protein deglycosylation; mannose metabolic process
Cellular component (GO): Golgi membrane
Molecular function (GO): carbohydrate binding; alpha-mannosidase activity
Source: RefSeq, a predicted model, not a curated record